This is a messenger RNA of Sycon ciliatum, 932 nucleotides long. Its product is annotated as sex-regulated protein janus-A-like. The transcript is spliced from 2 exons. Bases 17 to 415 code for a protein of 132 amino acids. Gene Ontology annotation, cellular component: cytosol. Gene Ontology annotation, biological process: peptidyl-histidine dephosphorylation. Gene Ontology annotation, molecular function: protein histidine phosphatase activity. Lineage: Eukaryota; Metazoa; Porifera; Calcarea; Leucosolenida; Sycettidae. The record is from RefSeq and is a predicted model, not a curated record.
AUGAAUAUUGUUUUCAAUGACAACUCGGUUUCUGAUUCAGAAAAGGUUUCUCUCCCUUCUACCGAGGAUGGAUGCUAUUGCCAGUGUCAAAAUUGACCCGGAGGGCGUUUUCAAAUACAUUCAAAUCUCCCUUCAGUCGGGCGACGCCAAGAAAGUCGUGAUCCGGGGCGAUGGUACUUGUGAAUACCAUGCCGAUAUUCUGGACAAAGUCACUGAUGGGGAAUUCGGCCGUGACAGGACCAUCACUGCAUCAUGCCUGGGAGGGGGCAGGAUCAGGCACGAUCCAGCCGCCAAGUCUAUCUUAGUAUAUGGCUAUUCUGUGGGCUUUGGACGAGCAGACCACACGGCAACAGUUCGACUUCUAAAGGAGCAGUACCCAGCAUAUAAAAUAGAUUACAGCAAUGAUGGCUACUGAUCGUCGGAGUUGUUCUUGAGCAAACUAUUUGCACUUUUUUUCAAGAGAUUCUGUCAAAAUCUAUGGACUCCGGAAGUCCGACGUGCCAACUGGAAUGACCAGGCAUAUGUGCCGUCGGUAAGCGAGUGCCCAAUGCAGUGGAGCUGCUCACUCAAUGGUUAUGUUUGUCGUGAUCCAGUGCUGAUACUGUGUCACUGACUGAAUGGUACUGAAGGACACACAUGGGCCUAUGGUACUGAAGGACACACAUGUGCCUAUGCUGAAGACCACACAUGAACCUGAGAUUGCCUGCUGCAUCCCCGCUGGCUCAACAAGAACGGUUUGAGCGAUGUUAGAGACUUUUUAUUUGCUGUUUCAUGUGAUAUUCUCGUAUGGCAGAUCGAAUUCACAGGCAUUUCUUUGCAACUUUAUGUACAUGCAGAAGUAUUUUGAAUGAGCUCAUUAUAAUUGGACAUAUUCUGUUGCCAUUGGUUACAUACUUCAAAAGAAGUACAUGUAUAUUCACUGCUUGCAUGAA